AUGGUUCACCCGACUGCCGCUGCUCUAGUACUCCUGUUAAUCCAUAUUGGACCAGAAAGCGCUCGCGGAGAGUUUUUUUACGCUCGGUCUGGAAGUGAGCUCAAUUCACACACAAUUAAGCAUGUGCGGACUCCACUCCUGCGCGGUGUGCGGGUUUGGGUUGUCUGGUUCAAUCAGGAAGAACCUGCUGCACUUUCUCCUCCAUGUUAA
This is a messenger RNA of Plasmopara halstedii, 210 nucleotides long. RefSeq lists its product as uncharacterized. Lineage: Eukaryota; Oomycota; Peronosporomycetes; Peronosporales; Peronosporaceae. The transcript is spliced from 2 exons. The record is from RefSeq and is a predicted model, not a curated record. Bases 1 to 210 code for a protein of 69 amino acids.